Ipomoea nil (Japanese morning glory) is the source of this 3171-nucleotide messenger RNA. RefSeq names its product putative late blight resistance protein homolog R1B-17. Gene Ontology annotation, biological process: defense response to other organism. The transcript has 5 exons. Lineage: Eukaryota; Viridiplantae; Streptophyta; Magnoliopsida; Solanales; Convolvulaceae. Gene Ontology annotation, molecular function: ADP binding. The record is from RefSeq and is a predicted model, not a curated record. Bases 206 to 2986 code for a protein of 926 amino acids.
AUUGCUACAUGAAAAGUUAGAUCCCAUCAAUAAUUCAGACCUUAUCCCAUAUCUCAUCAUUGCUGCAAUACUCGUCUCAUUUAAUUUCUUGCUCAGUAAAUGCUCCGAUCUGAAUUUCAGAAACACUUGAAAAUAGUUGAAUCAGAAACACUUCAUAGUUUCAACAACUAACUCAGACCUUCAAGGAACACUUUAGUGAGGUUCAAUGGAUUUUGAUGUUGUAACCACUCUAAUCAAAAUAGUUGAUCAACACCUUAUGGAGCCCAAACUACUUUCGAGUUUUGAUGAUUCACUGCUUGAAACAAUCAAGUUGCUGUCUGCCAAGCUCUGCUUUGUGCAAGCCUUUUUGGAGGAAUGUAAGACGAAAAUGAAUCACAGGGACACCUGCGCUAACAUACUGUAUGAAACAAUCCGAGAUAAAGUUGCUAGAAGAUAUGAAAAUUACAAAAUAGAAUCUAAACUGAGAAUGGUAUAUUUUGGAGUUAACUGGGGAGAGUCUGAAUUUGUGGCUUCUGAACUUCAUUUGACCUUGAAACAAGUGUUAAGAGAUAUCGAGGAAGCUGGAGAAUGGAUCCCAUUGUUAAGAAAAAUAAUUACUUUAGAGCCUAAGAAAGAGGACAUCACAGUUUGCGAUACCUACCAAAAUGCUUUAGAGACUGAGAAUGAAGUGAUUGUAGGAUUCGACAGUGAUAUAGAGACAAUAAUAAAACGGCUCACUUUUUUAUACUCGAAGAGUAAAGUUUUCACCAUUUUGAGGAGUAAUGACAUUGACAAGUUACGAGAAUAUGUUGAAAAUCCAUUGGUGAAACUAAAAGUUAUCCCACUAGUUGGGGAAGGAGGCAUUGGAAAAACUACAUUAGCCAGAAGAGUAUAUGGACAUCUAAUUACUAUUGGUAGCUUUCACAUUCGAGCAUGGGUAGUUGUGUCUCAGGUUCAUAACCUUAAAGAGAUGCUCAUUGGUCUAUUACGUUGUAUUUCACCAAUCACUAGUGAAAUCUACAACAUAGAUGAGGCUCAGAUAGCUGAGCAAUUAUGCAGAAGUUUGAUGGGGCAGAAGUAUUUAAUUUUCUUAGAUGACAUAUGGACCACUGCUGCAUGGGAUGCCAUCCAAGGAUGUUUUCCAGAGAAUUCUAAUGGAAGCCGAAUCUUAGUAACUACUCGGUUUGUAGAGGUGGCUGAAUACUUAAGUGCAAAUCCCUACCAUGUGAAGUAUCAAACUAUAGAGGAUCGUUGGGAAUUAAUUUCGAGAAAAGUGUUUGGGCAAGGCCAAUACGUUCCCAAGAAAUAUGAGAUAAUUGGGAAACACAUUGUUCGUGGUUGCAGUGGAUUACCACUAGCAGUUGUUGUAAUUGCUGGACUUUUGGCAACAGCAAAAGAGUCUCUAGAAAUAUGGAAAGAUGUUGCGGAAACUUUGGUUGGAAUUAAUACAUAUGAUGGAGUUAAUACAUAUGAUAGCAACAAAACAAUUUCAAAUAUACUUUCAUUGGGCUACAACUACUUACCUAGUCACUUGAAACCUUGCUUUCAUUAUUUUGGUGUAUUUCCUGAAGACAAUGUCAUUCCUGUUAAGAGACUAAUCAACUUAUGGGUUGCAGAGGGAUUUUUAAUCCCACAUAAAUAUAUGAGUUUGGAAGAAGUGGCAGAGAGUUACUUGGAUGAUCUCAUUAAUAGAAGUCUAAUUCAAAUUAAUGAGCUGAGUAUUGACGGCAAAGUUAAAUCAUGUAAGAUUCAUGAUCGAGUGCUUGAGAUUUGUGUGAGAGAAGCAAUAAAUGGGAAUACUUUGUUCAUUAUCAAUGAUAAUCAUGCUACAAAAGCAAGUCAUUGGUUAAGCUGUCAAACAAGUCAUUGGCCAAUUACUCAAGCGAAUUAUGGGAAUCGCAGUCUAGAUAAAAUCCAUUCCAUUCUCUGCUUUGGUAAAGAUGUAUAUCAUUCAAAAUGCAGGUUGGUAUACCCAUGUUUGGAAAUGCUAAGAGUAUUGGAUUUAUCAUUAGUUAAAUGGUCACGAUGCAUGCCUAGUGAAAUAACAGAUUUGGUUCAUUUGAGAUACUUGGCUUUAAGUACCAUUGGUUCUCUUUACAAGCUUCGAUUUUUCAAGCUUAAAAAUUUACUAACUCUCAUAGUUACUUCGUGGAUGGAAAAAUGUCCUUUGCAACUGCCAUGUGAUAUUUUGAAUUUGUCGGAAUUGAGGCAUUUGCAUGUUGACAAGAGAUGUUCACAGUAUCUCCCUAGCUCAGUCAAAGAAAAUCUACAAACCCUCUAUUGGUUGAAAGUUGCUAGCUCCGACAAGCAACCAAACUUCAGAAAGGUUCCAAACCUAAAGGAACUUGGGAUUUACAUUGAAGGUCAAUUGGUGCCUAGCUAUCUAGGGAGCCUUGUGUAUUUACAUGUACUUGAGAAGCUGAAGUUUGAAGUAGGAAGAGUCGAGCGCUUUUAUCUUCCAACAGAUUUCCCACCAAACCUUAAGAAGUUGACACUUCGUUAUACUUAUCUUCCAUGGAAGGAGAUGGACAAAAUUGGCAAGUUACCACAUCUUGAGGUGCUUAAACUAAAAGAUUUUGCCUUCUGUGGGUCAAAGUGGGAACCAUCGAAGAGCUUUCGGAAAUUAAAGGCACUUCUCAUUUCACGUUCAAAUCUCAAACAUUGGAAUACAAGUUCUAAUCAUUUCCCAGUUUUGGAACGUCUUGUCUUAAGAUAUUGUUGGGAAUUGAAAGAAGUUCCACUUGAGUUUGCAGAUAUUGGAACACUGAAGUUAAUUGUGUUAGAAUGUUGUUAUUCUUCACUUGUGACUUCUGCAAAUCAGAUUUCUUCUGCAAAAAGCGGAACAUUAAAGGGAAAGGCAGGUUGUCCACUUCGUGUUCGUAAAGUUGGAACUAAGGUUGAAUUGCCUAUUAUUGAAAGAUAUGAAGAAGAAAGUGUCGAAAACUGUAUAGAAGAAAUGUUGAAAGCUGAUAAGUAUUCUGAUGCAUUGAAGAAGAAAGUGCAGUGACUUAAGAAAGGUUGUUAAUUGAAUUUGAACUUCACUUUAUGUUUCAGCUUGGAUGGUGAUCUGUCUCUUUGGUUGGGAGAAAACAAACACAAAAUAUUUUUGGUUUCCAUUUGAUUUGAACAAUUUCAGCUAUGUGUGUUAUGAUGUUUUUUUCUACUUCAAUGACACCAUGGUUAAGUUGUAAC